This is a messenger RNA of Electrophorus electricus (electric eel), 1993 nucleotides long. RefSeq names its product monocyte to macrophage differentiation factor 2. Lineage: Eukaryota; Metazoa; Chordata; Actinopteri; Gymnotiformes; Gymnotidae. Gene Ontology annotation, molecular function: pore-forming activity. Gene Ontology annotation, cellular component: membrane. The record is from RefSeq and is a predicted model, not a curated record.
UGAGAUGAAUCGCCCCGCGUUUUGUGCAGCAUCCCUGUGAUAUACAGCGACCAUCAGUUUACGCAGAUAAAUGUUUACACGAGCGGGCGAGGUGGGAUCGAUUUUUGCGCAACAGUAUAUCUGGACUACUCUGCCCGGCUGUUUUUAAAAUCUCCGUGCAACAGUUGCACUCGCACUAUUUAAAUGAAUCUUGUAAGAUAUAUGAACAAUCGAGCACCCGCUAAUAAGAGGUAUCAGCCAACGGAAUAUGAACAUGCAGCUAACUGUGCUACACACGCGCUCUGGAUCAUUCCCAGUAUCAUGGGUGGAGUGUUGCUGUACUUCCUCUCCAAUGACCAAUGGGAGGAGACAUCUGCAUGGCUGUAUGGCGCGGGGUUAUCGAGCCUGUUUACCAUAUCCACAGCAUUCCACAUCAUCACUUGGAAGAAGAGUCAUCUACGAUCAGUCGAGCAUUGUUUCCACAUGUGUGACAGGAUAGUAAUAUAUUUCUUCAUUGCUGCAUCCUACACCCCCUGGCUAACUUUACGAGAGCUUGGCCCGUGGGCUGCUCACAUGCGUUGGGUUGUCUGGGUGAUGGCCUCUGGAGGAACAACAUAUGUCUUCUUCUUUCAUGAGAGGUAUAAAGUGAUUGAGCUGGUCUGCUACACAGCAAUGGGAGUGUUUCCUGCCUUAGUGGUCCUCUCCAUGACGGAUAGGGCAGGUCUGUAUGAGCUGUUGGUUGGAGGUGGGUGUUACGUGUUGGGGAUGGUAUUCUUUAAAAGUGAUGGAGUAGUUCCCUUCGCUCAUGCUAUAUGGCACCUGUUUGUUGCCAUGGGAGCAGGCAUCCAUUACUACGCCAUCUGGAAGUACUUGUACACACCUGUCAAUCAACAAACCAGCACAGCUCGGUGACAAACAUGUGCACACACAUACACACACACGCAUCUAUACACACAUCUAUAUAUUCAAUUACCUUGCAGUGUGGUGAAAUAUAUUACUGAAAUGUUCAAGUACAAACACUGUAAUCUCAGAGAAAAUCUAUUUGAGUAAGGAUGGGAAAAUGGUUCAUUCAAAAAUAUCGGGUUGCAUUUUGUUGGCAGGCAACAUAGCUGCAGUUAGAUUUCACUAAAGACACACACAUGAAUGUAAAGCAUAAUUUGGCCAUUCAAAGAAAGAAACAUCUUUGCUAUUUAGAAAUGCUUCUUAAAAUACAAGGUAAAACUCCGGAUCUUAGAGGUAUAAGGAUACUUGAACCAUCACCUCAGUUUUAGGACAAAGAAAGUAUUUCUCUUCUUCUAUUUCUCUUUUCUGUCUGACACUGCCGACAGGGGCCCUCUCUCUACUGCUGAGGAAGAGAGAAGGAUUUAUCUUGUAUUACUGUUUACUCAGUGCUGUUUGCCAUUUGUGAACAUUAAAUGGCCUGUGCCAUUAUAUCUAUAUCAUAUCAUACACCCACUUACAUUAAUAUAUUUCAGUGUUCAUUUUAGUGUGAAAUGCCACAAGUGCUUCAGUGACAAAGGCUCAAGACUAAAGGCAGCUGCUGUCACUUCAAAACCUUGCCCUGAAAGGUUGAGCAUCUGGUCCAAUUCUGCUGCUUCCUGUUUUACCAGAAAUGUUGACCCACAGAUAAUUUGUCUUUAUCACAAUCCCUGCUUUGUAACAGAGGCCCAUACAAUUGGCCCAAACUUUUUUAUUUCUCCAUUUUACCAAGAUGUUCCUGAUACGUGAUCCAAGAAUGCUAUAACAUGAUGUUUCUCAGGGCCAUUGUUGACCAUUAAUAAUGAAUGGCCAGACUAUCAGGAAUAAGUUCAUGCUUUUGGUUGGUUAAAGUAGCCAAAGUUCUGCUCUCAGGGGACUCCCAUUGGCUGGUCUCAGGGGAAUCCCAUUGGCUUGUAUCAUUUUCAUUUCUCUAACAUUCCCCUGUGGUGCAAACAGACUCAGCCAUUAUUGUACACAAAACUAAAAUUCCUAAUAGGUAAAUUACAUAUAACUAAUGGUUUUAUUAAAAUUUUUA